UUGUUUGUCGGCAUAAGUUAGUUUAGUGGCAGAAGAGAGGAGGCGAAGCUAAACCGGAGAAGGCGGUCUGAGUCAUUUAAUAAAUGCUCAGAUUUCACACAAGAAAUUCUGGGGCCAAAGGUGAGGUGGGCCAAUUAGGCAGCUGCUUGUGUUUCUGGGAGCAUUUUAGACUACGGCAGUAGGAGAGAUCGAGGAGGCGGUGGGUGAAUAAUGGAGUGAAGGCAAGUGGCAGACGAUAAGAAGGCGCAUAAAGCAUUGCUUCCAAGAGGUUGAUCGUAUUCUGAGAGCGUGUCAAAAUUAUUCUCUACUUGUCUUGAUUACUUCUUCCAUUUGAUUCCACCAAUCAAAGUGAAACUCAAUCCAUCUCCGGAUUAAGAAGUUUGCGCAGCCAGUUUAGUGCCACUACUGCUGCAACAAAACUAUUACCAAUCUUAAUCUCUCCUCACAAAACAAGACCUCCUGCUCUCACUCCCCAGUUCACUUUUACUUUCACUUUACAAAUCUCUAACCUGUGAGAUUUUCUCACAUGGGACAAGUCUCAGUCUCAACUCAAUCAACAGGCAUAUUGCAUACCCAACAAUAUGUAAGUUCCUAAUAUUACACUGCGGUACAUACUUCCUAAUCAAUUAAUAAAUCAAGUUCAAGACGACCAAAUCAAGAUUCAACAAAAAUUCAAUCAAUCAAAGAGAAUAUGAAGAGUUGGAUUGUCAGCAUCCUUGUGUUAGUACUUUUUGGGUUGUAUUCUAGUUCUGCAGAAAUUGGGAUUGGAGCUAAUAGUCAAGCAAAAAAUAGGUCGGGGAAAGCACAAAAUGACGACAGCAGCGGAAGUAACAAGAAUGUGGAAGUGCCUCCCUUGGAAUUUAUCGAGGAAACAGUAAUCCUUGGGGAAGAUAUAAUCGAUCCCGGCAGCAGCAUCGAAUUAACAGUCACAAACUCUGAAAGUCCCUUUAUCAACACGGAAAGUCCAGAGACUCCGAUCGCGGCUGUCGUCGUUGAGGUGGAGAAGGAGGAGAAACAGAAGCAUGUCACUGCGGAUGACAUCAAGCUGUACCUCCUGGUCCAAAGACUGCUAAACGAGACCCCGUUAAUCGACGGGCAUAACGACUUGCCUUAUAACAUCCGAAAAUUUAUACAUGGGCAACUAUCAGAUUUUAACUUUAACUCUGAUCUUAAAAAUACUCCUCCGUGGUCCCGAAGCGUUUGGUCCCACACCGAUCUUCCACGCUUACGUCGUGGUCGUGUUGGAGCUCAGUGGUUCGUAGCUUAUGCUCCCUGCCAGUCGCAAAAUCAAAAUGCAGUGCAGAUUACGUUGGAGCAAAUUGACCUCAUUAUUCGACUAGUGUCAAAAUAUCCAGAUCACAUGAAACUGGCCUUCAGUGCGGAUGACAUAGUCCAAGCUCAUAAAGAGGGAAAGAUAGCAAGUUUGAUUGGGGUUGAAGGCGGUCAUUCGAUAGGAAACAGUUUGGCGACUCUCAGAGCUUUCUACGACCUUGGCGUACGUUACCUCACGCUCACUCACACUUGCAACACAGCGUGGGCAGACUCAUCCUUGGUGGAUAAUGCAGGACAUAAGCCCCAGCAUGGAGGAUUGACUGAAUUUGGAAGGACAGUUGUCAAAGAAAUGAAUCGUUUGGGAAUGCUGGUGGACCUCUCUCACACGUCCCGACUGACUAUGAUGGAUGUUUUUCAGGUGUCCAAGGCGCCAGUAAUAUUCAGCCAUUCCUCAGCUUUUGCCCUUUGUAAUUCAACAAGAAAUGUCCCUGAUGACAUUCUUCAAGAGUUGGUUUUUAACGGAGGCAUUGUGAUGGUAGCCUUUUUCAAUUUUUUUGUAAAGUGCUCACAGAAUGCGACCGUGGUCGACGUGGCUGAUCACAUUAAUUACAUCCGGGGGCGCAUAGGUAUCGACACCAUUGGCAUAGGAAGUGGUUAUGAUGGCAUUAAUUUUACGCCAACGGGAUUGGAGGAUGUAGAAAAGUAUCCUCAUCUUUUCGUGGAACUUGCCAGAAAUCCAGGCUGGUCCAACGAUGACUUGAAGAAGGUCGCUGGCGAAAACUUUCUCAGAGUAUUUCGGGAUGCUGAGCAGGUGAGGGACAGCAUGCGAUCUAUUGGCGUACAACCAUCUCAACAAGAAAUUGUUUCAUCCGAGUAUUUGGAGGAGUCGGCCAGAUGCCGUUACAACCUAUCGACUUCUUCCGGAGGAAACGCGUCAAUCCACUAAACUCGCUUAUAUUACUUUCACCAAUCUGGAUUGCUUUCUCUCUCCUGUCCUUCUUCUUAUUACGCUGACGUGCCAAACUGUUCACAAAUUGAACUUAACAAACGAUGCAUCUUCAUUGUCACACGCAUAAAAUACACGAUCGUGUUGCUUAUAUGCAAGGAUGCCCUAAAUAUUUAUAUGCAUAUUUAUAACAAUUAUGAAAAUUGGAAGUUGAAGUGCAUGUCAGAACGAAAUUUAUGUAUAUAACUCACACAUGUAUAAAAUUUAAGCGAGGUAAAAUGGAUUGACGUGUACUAUUUGAUAAACGUAAUUUAAAGCAAUAAUGUUGCCUACAUGCCGCAUCAACUUUAGAUAAAAUUAGUGUUUUAUAAAAUGCAGAACUAGCAUCAGUAAUGUUGCAAAAAUUCACACGAGUAGUACAAAUAUCGAGGACGUACAGAUAAAAAGCGCUGUUUGUGCAUAAGUUUGUGUUAAAUGAUUACGUGUUAAUAUAUGAGACUUGAUGAGAGCACUGUACAUAUUUACAUGUAUGCAGUAAUUAUUUAGUGACACUGUUGACUGUUGUACAUAUGUACUUGCAAACAAUAUUGUGUGGGUGUAAAAAAUAUAUGUACGUAACUAUGUAUUAGUUAAAAGAUAUUUAUUAUUCGUAUUCAUUCGGCUUCGUAAAGGUGAAUUCAGGAGAUUCAUCUGGAAGAUGUCGAAAAUACACAUCAGUACGAUUUGCUCAAGGGUCUGUGUACUUGAAUUUGUUUCUUUAAUCGACAACAUUUGGUCGUAAUAUCGUUUUACGACGGUCAAAACAUUGCUAUUGUUUAUGCGGCGGUUAUAUAUUCAACUAGCCAUCAAAUAAAUAAAAUAUACUAAAUACUUACCAGUAUUUUAUGCAAUGUAUGUCGAGAGAAAAGAUCAAAACUCUAGGUAUGCAGAUUUCUCACUGUUUCAUGAAUUACACACAAUAUAUGGCACGAAUAUUCCAUAGUUUGAGAUAUGUACAUAGUAGGUUGUUGAAUUGCUUAUCGUGAACUUGUAAGUAUGCAUAAUGCGAAAAUAAGUUUAGCUUUUAUGUAGGAGAAGCACAUGUAAGUAUUUAAAUUAUGUAUGUAUGUAUGAGAAAUGCAGAAAAAGCUUAAUCCAUUGUUGUAUUAUAUUCUAAAUCUUUUAUUUGCGUACUACUUAACAGUUUCCAAUAGAAUAUAUUGAUUUGUUCUUCAUUUGCAAAUGUUGUACUUGUUGUUUAUAUAGCAAGUUUUGUUUCCUGGAUCAUUUUGGGUAUGUAAGUUUCAUUCUAGAAUAAACAGUGAGUUAAUGGUCGGCUCUUGGCUAUCAAUGUA
Messenger RNA from Folsomia candida, 3552 nucleotides. RefSeq names its product dipeptidase 1. Bases 692 to 2218 code for a protein of 508 amino acids. NCBI's taxonomy places the organism in Eukaryota, Metazoa, Arthropoda, Collembola, Entomobryomorpha, Isotomidae. The transcript is spliced from 16 exons. Gene Ontology annotation, biological process: proteolysis. Gene Ontology annotation, molecular function: metallodipeptidase activity. The record is from RefSeq and is a predicted model, not a curated record.